Bufo gargarizans (Asiatic toad) is the source of this 603-nucleotide messenger RNA. RefSeq lists its product as uncharacterized. Bases 1 to 603 code for a protein of 200 amino acids. The transcript is spliced from 3 exons. The record is from RefSeq and is a predicted model, not a curated record. Lineage: Eukaryota; Metazoa; Chordata; Amphibia; Anura; Bufonidae.
AUGAUGUUCCUUGCAGUCCUGGCUGUGACUCUGGGCCUUGUAGUCGCCUCUCCAGUACCAGCUACACCGGGCCACGCUAAUGCAUCGCACAAAGAUGAACCCUCGAAGGUGGAAGAACCUCACAAACCGUUUGCAGGUGGCGCCGACAUGAACGAGAUGAUGAAGGAAUUUAACCAACUGAUCGAGAAGUUUAAGCUGAAGAAAGACGCCGGAGAGGACACAGACAAUAACACCAAGUCCUCCUUCUAUGAUGCGAUUAUGGCAUCACUGAAAAACUGGCAAAACAGUAAACAGCCGCUGCUCCCCGGGUGGAACUAUGAAGAGCCCCGACUCCCAAACUGGAAAUCUGAUGAGCCGCUGAUCCCCAGAAGUAAAUUAGCUGGGCCGCUGAUCCGCGGGUGGAACUAUGAAGAGCCCCGACUCCUAAGCUGGAAAUCUGAUGAGCCGCUGCUCCCCGGAAGUGGAUUUGCUGAGCCGCUGAUUCCCAGGAGGGAAUUUGCUAAGCCGCUGCUCUCCCGUGAAGAUUCCGAUGAGCCGCUCCUCUCCCGUGAAGAUUCUGAUGAGCCGCUGAUCCCUGAUUGGCUGUUUGGAGAGAGAAACUAA